AUGCAGUAUCAGGAAUCAUCAUUCUCACAGUUCUUUUAUUCUAUUCCUAUCGUCACACGAGUAUUAUUCUUUACUACAUUAUCGUUUUCAGUUGUUGGUGUCUUUUAUCCAGACCUUUUUUAUUUGUGUUAUUUUGACCAAGAACAAAUUGCCAGUGGUCAAAUCUGGAGAUUAUUUACUCCAUUUUUCUGUCAACAACUAGGAUUUUCUUUCCUUAUUCAUUUGUUCAUGUUAUAUAAUUUUAGUAAAGAAUUAGAAGAAGAAUAUUUUAACAAAGACACAACAGAUUACAUUUUCUAUUUAUUAUUUAAUUUUUGUUUAUUAAAUACAUUUUCUGUAUUUGUAGGACCAUUACAUUACUAUUUCAUUUCGCUCUUUGUUUACACGGCAUCACGAGCUAAUCCUAACUCAAUCGUCUCUUUAUCAUUUGGAAUUACUCUUAGAAGAAUGUAUUUACCAUGGGCAUUAGUGGUAUUAAACUUUAUUUUAGGUGCUCCAAUAUUACCACAAAUUCUGAUCAUUUUAAUUGCUCAUUUCUAUUAUUUCUUAAGACAUGUUAUUCCAGUACAUUACCCAACACUUCCACGACUCGUUUAA
Messenger RNA from Entamoeba dispar SAW760, 597 nucleotides. Its product is annotated as derlin-1, putative. The record is from RefSeq and is a predicted model, not a curated record. Lineage: Eukaryota; Evosea; Mastigamoebida; Endamoebidae. Gene Ontology annotation, molecular function: misfolded protein binding; ubiquitin-specific protease binding. Gene Ontology annotation, biological process: endoplasmic reticulum unfolded protein response. The transcript has a single exon. Bases 1 to 597 code for a protein of 198 amino acids. Gene Ontology annotation, cellular component: endoplasmic reticulum membrane; Hrd1p ubiquitin ligase ERAD-L complex.